Molecule: messenger RNA, 4293 nt
Organism: Plectropomus leopardus (leopard coralgrouper)
Lineage: Eukaryota; Metazoa; Chordata; Actinopteri; Perciformes; Serranidae
Gene: gpcpd1
Product: glycerophosphocholine phosphodiesterase 1
Biological process (GO): glycerophospholipid catabolic process
Molecular function (GO): starch binding; glycerophosphocholine phosphodiesterase activity
Source: RefSeq, a predicted model, not a curated record
GUAAUGGUCGACCAUUGUUUGAACCAGCUGGUCACGGCCGGUUUAUCUAGCGUUAGAUACUCGUGAUAGUAUCAGUUUGAUAACGUUGUCAUUAUUUCGUCGUUUCGGGCGAUAUUUGUGUCCUCGGAACAUGAUUUUCAGUUGAGAUUUAGCUUUGCUAGCGGUGAACCGGGCGGGUCAGAUAUGCUUUCGCUUGUGGACGGAUGCUGCUCAGCGGGAUAGUCGACCCUGGUUCACCGUGAAACCUCCAUCUUCGAGGGUCGAAACAAACCGUCAACUGCCAAAAUCAAGAAGGUUGUUUAUGCCACCAGUCUUUCUCUGUGCCUGUGUCUACAAUGGAGACCACUCAGGUGACUUUGGCUGUCAGAGGGGAAACAAACUCAGGGGAGGUGAUUGCAGUUGUUGGUAGCUGUGAUGCCCUGGGAUGCUGGAGCCAUCAAAAAGCUGUCACCUUACAUCCUGUUGGUAAUGAUGGAAAUUUGUGGACUACCACCGUCACUGUGCCUAAAGGAGUUGUGUCGAAGUACCGCUAUCUCAAAGGCUUCUUCCUGGAGUCAAAGAGUGCAGGUGGUCCCUGUCAAGUGAUAGUCAAUAUGUGGGAGACCCAUCAACAGCCCCGCAUGAUGAGCCCCACAGCCUCACACCAGAAUAUUGAUGACGGACAUUUUGGAAUUCACAAUGGGCUGAAUUGUGUUGACUCUGGGUGGCUCACGUGCCAGACAGAGAUUCGCCUGCGUCUGCACUUUUCAAAGACGCCUCCGGUGUCAAUCACGAAGAAGAAAUUCAAGAAGUCUCGCUUCAGAAUCAAGCUGACAUUAGAGGGCUUUGAGGAGGAGGAAGAUGAAGAGGAAGAGGAAGAGGAGCUCAGUCCUUCAACUUGGCACAAGAUGACCACCACUCUGGAGAUCAGUAUGAUCAGUGCCAACGGCUACAAGUCUCGCCACUCGCAGCCUGAAUGUGGGUACGCACUGGAGCCCUCUCAGUGGACUGAGUACAGUAUCCACACCAUGGACCCAGACAACCUGGAGCUCACCUUUGAGUUCUUUGAGGAGGAUCUGGGUGAGCACGUAGUCCAGGGGGACGCUCAUCCCGGGUUUGUUGGCACAGCUUGCCUCCUCUCCUCAUCUUUCCUGGAGAGCGGUAAGGACAACGGAGUCGCCACACUUCCAAUAAUGGGUCGAAAUUCCAGACAGACCAUUGGGAAAGUCAGAGUGGAUUACCUGGUGAUCCGACCCAUCCGGGGGCUGCAGUGUGACAUGAGCUCCUCUUUCACCAAGUACUGGAAGAAAAGAAGCACUCUGGAUGUGGGUCACAGAGGAGCUGGCAGCACACAUGCAGCCAAGCACCACAGAGUCCGGGAAAACACAAUAGCCUCAUUCAAGAGCGCUGCCACACAUGGUGCAGCCUAUGUCGAGUUUGAUGUACAUCUGUCCAAGGACAGUGUUCCCAUUGUAUACCAUGAUCUGACAUGCUGCAUAUCCACCAAGAAGAAAAAUGACAAGACUUCUCUGGAGCUUAUUGAGGUGCCAGUCAAAGACCUAACAUAUGAUCAGCUGCAGCUUCUGAAGCUGGCCCAUGUCACCGCGAUGAAAGAAAACAAUGACAAAGAUUUGCUGGACGAUGAAGAGGAAAUCGAUGAGCAUCAGCCAUUCCCCUCACUCUCACAGAUCUUCCAAGCUGUUCCUGAGCAUGUUGGCUUCAACAUCGAGCUCAAAUGGAUCUGCCAGAUGAAGGACGGAUCAUGGGACGGCAACUUAUCAUCCUACUUCAACAUGAAUACCUACCUCGACAUCAUCCUGUCCUGUGUUCUGCAAAAAGGCGGAAAAAGACGCAUCGUCUUCUCCUGCUUUGACCCAGACAUCUGCACCAUGGUGCGUCAAAAGCAGAACAAGUACCCCAUCCUCUUCCUCACUCAGGGAAUUUCAGACAGGUAUCCUGAACUGAUCGACAUCCGCUGCCAGACCACUCAGAUCGCCAUAAGUUUCGCCCAGAGUGAGAAUAUUCUGGGGAUCAGUGCCCACACUGAGGAGCUGCUGAAGAACCUGUCCUACAUCGGGGUUGCCCAGUCGAAAGGCCUGGUGGUGUUCAGCUGGGGAGAUGACAACAACGAGCACGAGAUCAGACGGAAGCUCAGAGAGCAAGGAAUCGAUGGGCUCAUCUAUGAUAGUAUCUGUGACGACCAAGGAGAGCAGCCAAACAUUUUCCAGAUAGAGGAGCAACACUCCCUGCAGGAGGUUAUUACAGAGGAGACCCUCAAGAGCUCCACCUGCUCCUGCUACUCCAUCCCCUGCUCCACGGCCCCCUGCCCCACCUCCAAGGCCCGUGCUGGCAGCGCAGAGUCCGAUUCUGGCCUCAGCUCCUCAUAAACAUCCGUAAACUCCAACCACACACACACACACACCAAAAGAGCCAAGCUGGUGGAUGGAUGAUCAAACAAAAACAUUGCUGAAAAACAGGGACUGUCUUUCAUCCAGAUGGGCGUGGUUUUGCGGUGCGUGCUUUCAGCAGUCUCGUCUCUGCUUCGCUGAACGCCGUGACCGUCAGCCCGUGCUCUGAGUGCACAUUCAUACUUAAUAGGAUGACCUGCGUUUCAAAAAAGAGGGGUGCAUUUGUGAAGAUUAUCUUCUUGAACAAAAUGUAUCAUAAAAAGCUUAUUUUUCCACAAUGAUCCAAAAAUUCACUGGAAAAAUCCCAUAGGCUUUUUGACAAGUUAACCAGGGUGAAGCUAACUUCUGCGUAGGAAUGCACGAUAUUAUCGGCACAUCAUCGGUAUCAGCAGAUAUUGGCUCUAAAAUGAAAUAUUGGUAUUGACUUAAAUUCUGAUUUCUGCCAAUUUCACAAACGUCAAAAAAGUCAUCCCUGACUCAGCUAAAAAACACAACCCCACAGCUAAAAACAAAAACACAUGAUGGUGUCAUUUUUAGCUCAUCACACGAGUCAGCAGUGACAAAAUUCGGGCAUCGGUUUGCAGCUUCAUGUCACCGGCUUCCACUGAAAAUGUUGCUGUGUCGCUUGUAGUGCGACCACGGCAUAAGAUGCCGCCCCCUGGUGAAAGUUUUUAGGGAGUCUCUUGCAAAAUGAACGAUCAGGUUUGUGUAAAUAUUUUAAAAAUGUAUUUAAGAUUGUGAGAAGAUUCAUCAUUACUUUACCUGCUUCACACAUGAUCACAAGGGAAACACCAGUUAAACCAUGUUCUCUCACAGAUUUUUGUCUUGCACACCUCAGAAAAGUUUAGUUAUUUAUGCUUUUUACCGAAAUAGUUGGAUAUUUUGCCAAAAUAUUAUAGUGGUAGCAGAACAGGGUCAAAUUGGGAACUCCACAGUGGAUAUUUAUUUCGCUUACAUGUUGCUUUGCUCCAUAGUCUAAGUGCUCAAAUUUAAUGCAUAUUACAUUUUACAGGUGUAAAAGUGAAACAGAACAACUGCAGGUUGUCUGUCUUAAAGUUUAUGAUGACGAUCGUGCUGUUAGGUCUUUUCUGUGCAUGCUGCCAUUACCUUUUGUGUUAUCUCCACUGCCUCGAGUAGCAAUGAGUAACAGCUACUAAUUGCUAUUUAGGGUGUGGCGCAGAAAUAUUUGGGAGGUGCUCGUUGCCAUUAUAAAAUACUCGCCUCUUUGUGGAUGGUCUACAGCAGUAAGAAGAAAACGGUCCUGUUGGGACUGUUGAAAACACUUACUUCGUCUUUCAACACUGUUUCUUAACUUUUUGGGUUUCACAGCUAUUAUUGUAAACGACAUGCUGCACACCAGAUUUACUGUUACUGUGUUCUUUUUAUCUACCUGAUUUGAGGAAAAGCAGAAGAAUGUUUCAUUUGUGACAGCGUGCACAUACCACAGCCUUAAGGGGGGAAAAAAUCCGAUCUGUUUGUGUUUUUAAAAACCGCCAAUACCUCACUCAUCAUCUAUUGGAGUAGACUUGAGUUGAGAGUUUUGUACAGAAAUAAAUUCCUUCUGAGAGAUCUUAUUUACAUUCACAAUGCACACUUUUUAUUGCAUGGCAGAUCAUGUUUUGGCACCAAUAACGCUUGAAAUAAUUCACCAUUUGCAUAUUAACAUGGUGUAUCAGUGUAAUGAAUGCAGCAAUUUGAACACAGCAAAAUCCAUUUAUAGUGUACUCUUUGUAUAUAUAGCACACUGCCUGUAUAUCGGUCACAAAUUCUGACCUUCAAGCUGGAAUGAUUGAGGCAUGCAUGGUCUCGUAUAUCUGUAUGAAUUUAGUGUGUGGUAUUAACUGCCACUUCAGGACAGGAAGGUGUAAAAGGUGAUGUAAAUAAAAUCAAAACCUAUAUUUGUUUA